This is a messenger RNA of Hevea brasiliensis (rubber tree), 1929 nucleotides long. RefSeq names its product xylan O-acetyltransferase 1. Gene Ontology annotation, molecular function: O-acetyltransferase activity. The coding region runs from base 202 to 1626 and encodes 474 amino acids. Gene Ontology annotation, cellular component: Golgi apparatus. Lineage: Eukaryota; Viridiplantae; Streptophyta; Magnoliopsida; Malpighiales; Euphorbiaceae. The transcript is spliced from 6 exons. The record is from RefSeq and is a predicted model, not a curated record.
UCUCUCACAGAUACUGUUAGAACAAGAUAUAAAGGAAAGUAGUUCGCAAAACAAUGGAUUAUAAAGAUAAAUAAAUUGAGGGAGACAACUCUCCCUCCACCAGAAGCUUAACCAUUUUCUUGAAGAAAAACCAAUCUCACCAAAUCCCUUAUUGAACCAUCUCGAAGGAAAACACCUCUCUUUUCCUCGGUAACAGUAGCUAUGAAGCACAGGAAAAGCAACAAUCUCUCAGUAUUUGUUGUGGUUUUUUCUGUUUUCCUCUUUGGUGUUUUCAUGUACAAUGAGGACGCUAAGUCCAUGGCUGAAUUCCCAUUUUCUUGGCCUAGAUCUCAAGAAAUUCAAGAAGAACCAUCGAAAGAGGCCAACCCAGUUCAAGAAACCACCAAGAAUGAAGAACAAGCUACUGUUUCUCUCAAUUCUAGAACGUCAGUAGAAGAACCUCAUGACAAAAACACUGAUCAAGAAUCUGAUGGCAAUUCCAAGAAAUCAUCCAUUGCAGCUAAAGAAGAUAAGCAGAAGAUUGAAUUGCCAUCGAUGGAGGAAGAAGAUGAUGAGGAGGUUGAAUUGCCACCUGAACAGUGCGAUCUAUUUACAGGGAAAUGGGUUUUUGACAAUGCAACGCGUCCUUUAUACAAAGAAGAUGAGUGUGAGUUUCUUACAGCUCAAGUGACAUGCCUUAGAAAUGGUAGAAAAGACUCUAUGUACCAGAAUUGGAAAUGGCAGCCUAGAGAUUGUUCUUUACCAAAGUUCAAGCCAAGACUAUUGCUAAACAAGCUAAGGAACAAGAGGCUUAUGUUUGUUGGAGACUCACUGAAUAGAAAUCAAUGGGAAUCAAUGAUUUGUUUGGUUCAAUCUGCAAUUCCUCCUGGCAGGAAAACCUGGAGGAAGGAAGGGUCUCUUGCUAUUUUCACUAUGGAGGACUACAAUUCCACAAUAGAGUUUUAUUGGGCCCCAUUUCUUGUGGAGUCAAACUCUGAUGAUCCUAAUAAGCACAGCAUCUUGAACCGUAUAAUUAUGCCAGAAUCAAUCAAUAAACAUGGUGUUAAUUGGAAAAAUGUGGAUUAUCUAAUUUUCAACACAUAUAUAUGGUGGAUGAACACUGCCUCCAUGAAAGUUCUACGCGGAUCGUUCGAUGAAGGAGCCACUGAAUAUGAUGAGAUCCAACGGCCAGUAGCAUAUAGGAGAGUUUUGACAACAUGGUCUAAGUGGGUAGAUGAAAAUGUAGAUCCUAAUCGUACCAUGGUCUUCUUCAGUAGCAUGUCUCCUCUCCAUAUCAAGAGCUUGGAUUGGAACAACCCAGAUGGAAUAAAAUGUGCUAAGGAGACCACUCCAGUGCUCAAUACAAGUAUGCCUUUGAAUGUGGGCACAGACCGUAGGCUAUUUGUUAUAGCAGCAAAUUUGACACAAUCAAUGAAAGUACCUGUCCAUUUUAUCAACAUUACCACCCUCUCUGAAUAUAGAAAAGAUGCACAUACCUCUGUCCACACCAUCCGCCAAGGAAAGAUGCUAACCCCGGAACAGCAAGCCGAUCCGGCGACCUAUGCGGAUUGUAUACAUUGGUGUCUACCCGGAUUGCCGGAUACGUGGAAUGAGUUUAUAUACACACGUAUCAUUGCUCGCUCAUGACUCAGAAAAACUCACAUGAGCAAUUUUUUUUUUUAAUUUUAUGUGUUGAAUCUUCUUGUGCUUUCCCCACAUUGCCUUUUUUUAGCUUCUUAUAGUUUGAAUUUUAGGUUCAAAUCAUCCACAACAUUUUUUUUGAGGAACUUUGUUGAGCCUUAACUAGACUGAGGUGGAGAGCUUAUCACAAGGUAUGAAAAUUGUACAUUUUGGGGAAAAAGAGGACAUGUGGUAGUGGAUACACCCAUUUCAAUUGUAUAAUGCCAAUGUGCAAACAACAUAAUAAAGUAAAUACCAACUUGUAUGUAA